GUCUGUGAUCACUCCCGUUAGAUAUAAAGAGGCCUCAACCUCAACCUCAACCUCAACCUCAACCUCGACCCGACACAAGUAUCCUUCCCGUCCACCUUUCCUCCGCCGCUGCAGUUCGAAUCCAAAUGGCACCAAUGCCGACGCUGGCAGCGUUCGAUGGCCCUGUCUUGGUGGUCGGGCCGCAGUUCUGCGCUCCCCACGUCGUCGAUCUCACCGUUACCAAGAAGGCCCUCAGCUUGACGGGCAACGACUUCACCGUGACGGACGUCAACGGCAACGUGGUGCUUAAGACGAAGGGCGUCUUCUUCAGCCUCCGCAAUCGGCGCGUCCUCCUUGACGCCGCCGGAAAUCCCCUCCUCACCCUGCAACAGAAGAUUUUGACUCUGCACGGAAAAUGCCGAGUGUUCAGAGGAGAGAGCACAGAUUCGAAAGACCUGCUGUUCAGCGUCAAGAUGUCCAACCUGCUGCAAUUUUUUAAGACCAAGUUACAUGUGAUCAUGGCUUCCAACACCAACGAGGACGCGUGUGAUUUCAAGAUCAAGGGGAGAUACUUUCGGAGGUCAUGCACCGUUCAUCGCGGGGAAUCCAACUCCAUCGUAGCCGAAAUGAGGCGUAAAAUUACUGUGAAGAACCUGUUACUUGGAAAGGAUACGUUCAGUGUGACCGUGUAUCCGAACGUGGAUUACGCCUUCGUUGCAUCGCUUAUCGUCAUUUUUGACAAAAUAAACAAAGAUAGGUCUCGGCGUCAAAAACCUCAUACGGUGGCGUCUUUUGGUAUGUUAUCGUAAGAUUCCUAUCUUUUUUUAUUUAUCUUUUGAUAAAAAUAAAAAUAAAAAUAGAUUGUGUGGUGUAUUUUGGUACGGGCAUGUAUAAUUAAUUCUCAGAUGACUGUAAUA
This is a messenger RNA of Musa acuminata AAA Group (dessert banana), 896 nucleotides long. RefSeq names its product protein LURP-one-related 10-like. The coding region runs from base 126 to 788 and encodes 220 amino acids. The record is from RefSeq and is a predicted model, not a curated record. Lineage: Eukaryota; Viridiplantae; Streptophyta; Magnoliopsida; Zingiberales; Musaceae. The transcript has 3 exons.